Messenger RNA from Rotaria sordida, 1278 nucleotides. The record is from the annotation of a GenBank genome assembly. Lineage: Eukaryota; Metazoa; Rotifera; Eurotatoria; Philodinida; Philodinidae.
AUGUCUGAUUAUCAAUUAAAUAAUGAAGACCAUGAGGCUUUAGAAAAAUUUACGAAAUUUUUCUUAGUUAAAGCAGCACAAAUUAUUGUACAGUCACGUUUAGGUGACAAGAAAAUAACAAAAUCUAAAGCUGUUUGUUCUGGAAAUGAAUGGUUUCAUCUUUCAAUCAAAGACAUUCCAGAAGUAACUGUCAAUGCCAAAAAAUGUUUAGCCGAUGCUCAACAUCUUCUUAUUAAUCCUCCUCAUCGUCCAUUUUGUGUUGAAAUAUCAUUACGUACACCAGAUUUUCAAACAAUUACAUUAGAAACAUGGUGUAUAUCAUUUGAUGAUUCAAUAUCAGAUCCAUCACAACGUGUUCGUUUUAAUAUUUAUAAUCGUAUGAGUAUUGUUCUUCGAUCUUUACUUACUUGUACACGUGCAACACCAACAUAUCAAUUAUCACGUAAACAAUCAGCUGAUAAAUAUAUUAUUUGUUAUAAAAUGUAUAGUGGAGAACCAAUAGUUAGUCAUCUUGGUGAACAUUAUUCGAAAAAAACAAUUGGAAAUAUUAUAACACCUAUUGGACGUUUUGUAUUAAAUGUUGCUUAUCGAACACGUUUAACAAUGUCAUCAACACCAGUCGAUAAUGGAACAGUUCCGUGUUUUACACAAUUUGGUAUUGAUAUUAGAGAUGAUCAUUUUUCAUUAGGAAAAAAUCAACAUUGUCUUGAAGAAGAUAAUGAUGCUCAAUUACCAUCCAUAGAAAGUUCAAGUAUACCAAAAAGUUCACCUAUUGAAGUAAUGAAACGAAGACAGAUGAGUUCAGAAUCUAUUUCAUCCAGUCAUGGAACACCAGACAAAGUUUAUUAUAGUAAAUUACGUGCUGCAUUUACAACGCCUAGUAACAUUGCACAUUCUUCAUCACAUAUAGGUUUAUAUUCUCGUACGAGUGAUAAUGAUUUACCAUAUGCACUUAUGAUGCAACAACAACAACCACAAUCAAUGGAACAAGAACAAAAUUCUAAAAAUAAUUUUUAUCUAAGUGGUGAUUUCGAUAAUGAAACAGCACCUGAUGAUUUUAUUCUUGUUGAAGUAAAACCAUUUUUUGGUAAAAGUGAUUCAACAGAUGAUUUAGCUUUAUUUAUUCGUUCAUGUCAACAACCACCAAUGCUUGAAUCAUUUGUUAUUGAACCAUCACUUGGUGAAACAAUAAAUCAGUUAACAGAAGAAUUACGUGUAUUUGAAUCUAAAGUUGAAGAAUUUGAUCAACUUGUUACUACAUUAUCAACGACAGAAUAA